CUAGGGUACAAGAAGAUUAUACGAGGUUUUCUCGACCCACAUCUGAACAAGAUAGAUAUGUUGCAUGGCAUUAGUUUUGCAUCAGCAGCUUCGGGUUACGAUGACCUCACAGCAAAUCUCUCAAGUGUUAUAUCCUUAUCCAAACAAAUGGAGUAUCUCAAGCAUUACAUGAUACACCUGAGGCGGCUGGUGGGAGCAACCAAAGCUGAAGAACUUAUAAACAAUGCUGUUUUUGUUUUAAGUAUGGGAACCAAUGAUUUUCUCCAAAACUACUUUCUGGAACCUGUACGUUCAAAACAAUUCAGUGUGGCACAAUACGAAGAUUUCUUGAUCACUUCUAUGUCUAGUGCCAUCAAGGAAAUGCACUCUAUAGGAGCAAGAAGAGUAGUGGUAGUGGGAGUUCCCCCUCUUGGCUGCCUCCCACUAGUAUUGACGUUUCGGGGUGAGACCAAAUGCGACGAAGCAUUGAACAAAUUGGCCCUUUCAUUCAGUACAAAGUUAAGGCAAGAGUUGACAAGCUUAAAAGGGUCCCUGGGGCUUAAAACUUCCUUUGUGGACAUAUACACCAUCAUAGGAACAGUAAUUCAGAAUCCAAAAUCAUAUGGUUUUACAGAGGCAUUAAAGGGCUGUUGUGGGACAGGAACCUUUGAAUAUGGCAGCACUUGCCGGGGUUUGGCUACGUGCUCUGACCGGACAAAGUAUGUGUUUUGGGAUGCAGUUCACUUCACAGAGAGCCUGUACGGGAUUCUUGCUGAUGAAGCUUUAAAAACAAUCAGUGUUGAUCUUCUUAAUUGAGGAAAGAAUUAUUUUGCUUAGCAACCUUGUGAGUUUGCUGAAAGAAAUUAAGCUCCAAAAAGAAAAAAGGAGGAGGAAAGGGCUGCUAAUUAUGCAUGGAGUUGAGGAUAAAAAGAAAUGUUGCAAAUUCUUGAGUGCAGCCGUCGCAGAGUCGUUUAUUGUACUCGUGAAAUGAAUUGUUAGAAGAGAUAUUAUUGAAAUGUAAAAGUGGUUUCUUUAUUGCGAAUUUGACGAAUAACCAAA
Messenger RNA from Coffea arabica (coffee), 1038 nucleotides. Lineage: Eukaryota; Viridiplantae; Streptophyta; Magnoliopsida; Gentianales; Rubiaceae. The record is from RefSeq and is a predicted model, not a curated record.